Lachancea thermotolerans CBS 6340 is the source of this 969-nucleotide messenger RNA. RefSeq names its product TFIIH/NER complex subunit TFB3 (gene TFB3). The transcript has a single exon. Gene Ontology annotation, cellular component: transcription factor TFIIH holo complex. NCBI's taxonomy places the organism in Eukaryota, Fungi, Ascomycota, Saccharomycetes, Saccharomycetales, Saccharomycetaceae. Gene Ontology annotation, molecular function: cyclin-dependent protein serine/threonine kinase activator activity. The record is from RefSeq and is a predicted model, not a curated record. Bases 1 to 969 code for a protein of 322 amino acids. Gene Ontology annotation, biological process: positive regulation of cyclin-dependent protein serine/threonine kinase activity; regulation of transcription by RNA polymerase II; nucleotide-excision repair.
AUGAUAGUGGACGAUGAUGAGAAGAAGGAUAUGUGUCCUAUCUGUAAGACAGAUAGGUAUCUGUCCCCAGACAUGAAAUUCUUGGUGAACCCCGAGUGCUACCACAAGAUAUGUGAAUCGUGCGUUGAUAGAAUCUUCAGCCUGGGUCCUGCACAAUGCCCAUACGAGGGGUGCGAUAAGAUUUUGAGAAAGAACAAGUUCAAAACGCAAGUCUUCGAUGACGUGAACGUCGAGAAAGAAGUAGACAUCAGGAAGAGGGUGUUCAAUGUAUUCAAUAAAACCCUAGACGAUUUCGAGGGCGACCUGAAGGCUUUCAAUAAGUACCUGGAAGAGGUCGAAGAUAUCGUCUACAAUCUAGAUAACGGGAUUGAUGUGGCGAAUACAGAGGAGAAGCUACGAACAUAUGAAGACCUCAACAAGCAGCUCAUUAUGGCCAACAUGAAGCGCAGCAGACAGGAUUUGGACAACUUUGAGCAACGACAGAAGUUUGAGAAAGAAAUGAAGCUCAAAAAGAGACAAUUGGAGCGCCAAAUUGAGGAAGAAGAACUUGCUAACAGAGAAUGGGCUCGCAAAGAGAUCGUAAACCAGCUUUCCACCGCAGACGACGCAGAAGAUGUAAUAGCGCAUGUUAAAAAGACUGUGAAGUUAAAGAAGUCUUCUGCGAGAAGAAAGCUCGAAGAGCUGAAUAAAGUGCUAAAAAACAAUCCAUAUAUGACAGUUUCGAAUGGUCUCAUGAAAAAGAAAGAGUCCGUGCCCUUUACUCCUUUCAACGGAGACAGAGACCUCAACAAACGCUACACACUCUCCGAGUCUCAGUAUAACGAUCCCUUCAUCAAGAGCCUGCAAACUAAGAAAGAGUACAUUGCAUCAGGUUUCCGUGCAGAUUAUGUUUAUGACCGGAUGCUGACCGAGGCUUUCAUGGGAUUAGGUUGCAUCAUUAAAGAGGAGCUACGGACCAGCGUCAAAUAG